ACGCUGGGUGGUGGCUGCCGGCAGCGCUGCGGCGUUCGGCCGUUGAAACCGACGUGCGGGGAUGAUUCGGGGUUGAACUCGGUGCGCCUGGAAAGGGCUGCUUUCCCGCAGCCGGUGCGAUGAGAUGAAGGGUGCCAGGCUGCGGGCAGCGAGGAGUUCAACUUCGUGCGCAGAAUAGUUCACGGUGCCGUCAGGGAUGGGGUCCCCGAGGCUCGUGCGCCCGGAUCUUGUUCCUUCUCAACCUUCAAUUCAGUUCCAAGGACGCCAAGGGCUUAUUAAAAUUCCCAAAGUUGAUCACCCAAAUGAAUCGCAUACAUUUAACUUCUACUUGUCAAAUGUUGGCAAAGAUAACCCUCAGGGAAGCUUUGACUGUGUCCAGCAAACUGCCUCAAGUUCUGGAGCCUCACAACUGAGUAGCCUGGGACUUAUACAGAAUAAAAUUACAGUAUGUGCAACAAAUGAUUCCUAUCAGAUGACCAAAGAGCGCAUGACCCAAGCAGAAGAGGAAUUACGCAAUCGAAGUGCAAAGGUUAUUAAGCCUGGUGGACCAUAUUUAGGAAAAAGAGUACAGAUAAGAAAAGCACCACAAAGCAUUCCAGAUCCUGUGCCUGAAAGGAAGAGGUCAACACCCAUAAACCCAGCAAAUACAAUACGGAGGACUCAUGCAAACAAUGCUGUUUCUCAGCGACCAUACAGAGACAGAGUGAUUCACUUACUGGCAUUGAAGACCUACAAGAAACCAGAGUUACUUGCUCGUUUGCAGAGAGAUGGUGUCAACCUGAAGGACAGGAAUUCCCUUACAGCUAUCCUGCAGCAGGUAGCCAACUUGAAUCCCAAGGAUAAUUCUUAUACUCUGAAGGAUUAUUUAUUUAAAGACAUUCAGAAAGACUGGCCUGGAUACAAUGAAGUUGAUAAACAGACAUUGGAGUUAAUACUUUCUAGAAAACUAAAUUCAUCUCAGAGUACCACCAGCACCAGUCAUUUGGGAUCUCCUGUAACUUCUAGUAAAGAUGCUGCAUCAGCUUCUCCUUCCCAGAAACGGCUCUUGGAUUUCAACUUCAUUGAUCCCCUGAUGAACAAGAAGCCGAGGAUCUCCCACCUCAACAGUCGAAUCCAGCCGUCCUUGAGCGGACCCCCACCUGCCCCCAGCAAGAAGACAACCCUUGCACCCGCCCCACCAUCCAUGCCUGCCGCCCACCCGCCUGCCUCCAAUCCGCCCCAGACUGCCAGCUCAAUCUCCCCCAGCACACCUGAGGGGCGUGGGACGCAAGAUCUGCCUGUAGAUAGCAUCAGCCAAAGCGGCAGUAGCGUCUUCAAGCACCAGCAAGAAAAAUAUACCUCUCGGACUCCUUUGGAAACCCCAGCGCCUGCUGGUAGUAAAUUGGAACAUCCCACACUUGCAGGUGAGGAGGGUGCGGUGUUGUGCAAGAAGUCCAUGAAGAAGGUGAAAAAGUAUAAGGAGAAGGACCAAAUCAAAAAGCAGGACACUACAAGAGAGCAGAAAGAUGAAGGACAACUUGAAAGCAAAACGGACCGUAGAAAAGUGGAGACUGCCAUGAUGAAAAGCCCCUCUGGUUUGGAGUCAGAUGAAGGAGUUGAAAAAACGUGCACUGCCUCCACAGAUUCUCCUUCAUCAACAAAUGAACUACCAGACUACAUCAAAAAAUACAUAGCUAUAGUCUCAUAUGAGCAACGCCAGCGUUAUAAGGAUGACUUCAAUGCAGAGUACGAUGAAUACAGGAGUUUGCAUGCUCGAAUGGAGAGCAUUACCAGAAAAUUCAUGAAGCUUGAUGAACAGCGAAAGCAGCUUUCUCCAGGGUCCAAGGAAUAUCAGAUGCUUCAUGAGGAAGUCCUAGAAGAGUAUCGAAAGAUACAACAGUCUAGUCCCAACUACCGUGAAGAGAAACACAGAUGUGAAUAUCUCCAUAACAAGCUGUCUCACAUUAAGAGACUGAUAGGUGAAUUUGACCAACAGCAAUCAGAGUUACAGCACUAGUCUUAAGCUUGGACCAGCACAUGUGAAUGAAUGGAAACGUAUUUAUUUAAAGUUCCAUAUGAGUUGCUCUAAGAUUCUAAGAUUGAACUUUUGCAUUACAAAAGUUUUUCAGUAUUAGUAUA
Molecule: messenger RNA, 2118 nt
Organism: Phasianus colchicus (ring-necked pheasant)
Lineage: Eukaryota; Metazoa; Chordata; Aves; Galliformes; Phasianidae
Gene: ELL2
Product: elongation factor for RNA polymerase II 2
Biological process (GO): positive regulation of transcription elongation by RNA polymerase II; transcription elongation by RNA polymerase II; snRNA transcription by RNA polymerase II
Cellular component (GO): transcription elongation factor complex
Molecular function (GO): cis-regulatory region sequence-specific DNA binding
Source: RefSeq, a predicted model, not a curated record